Messenger RNA from Drosophila navojoa, 559 nucleotides. RefSeq names its product blocked early in transport 1 (gene Bet1). The record is from RefSeq and is a predicted model, not a curated record. NCBI's taxonomy places the organism in Eukaryota, Metazoa, Arthropoda, Insecta, Diptera, Drosophilidae.
ACCUAAGCUUGAGAGCCAGCUGAAUGGUGCAGAGGUCAAAACAAGCGAACAACCAACGAAUAACCACAACGACCGCAGCAGCUGUUUUGCCUCUCACAUUGUAGCUAAAUUGAUGCAAAUCUGGCACACACAGGCAGCAGCAGCAGUGGCAGCAUGCGACGCAACAACUAUCCUUAUCAGCCCCUAAAUCAGAAUCCUGGACCCAGUGCGCCCGCGAGUCACGAUGCCCUCGAGGCGGAAAACGAACGCGCGGCCGAGGAGCUGCAGCAGAAGAUCGGCGCACUCAAAUCCCUGACCAUAGACAUUGGCAACGAAGUGCGCUACCAGGAUAAACUGUUACGCGGCAUCGACGACGACAUGGAUCGCACUGGCGGUUUUCUGGGCAACACAAUGACACGCGUUGUGCGGCUGGCCAAGCAGGGCGGCGGCUCCAAGCAAAUGUGUUAUAUGUUCCUCUUUGUGCUGUUCGUCUUUGUGCUGCUCUGGCUGACGCUCAAGUUCAAGUAGUGUGGCCGUAUGUUAAUUUUAUACAAAAAUAUAUAUAUUUUUAGAUACCCUA